CGUUUAAGUCCCCUGCAGACCCCGGAAGUGCAACUCGAACUUGGUUGGGGCGCGGAUCUCGAGAGAAAAAGUCGGAGCCGGGCGCGAGGGAGUUCGCCCAGAGAGCUGGAAGGCCACGCCUCCUCGUGCCUACCCACUCAGCCUUGCAACUGGGGACAGAGCUCAGAUAUUAGAAGCUUCUGAGGUAAUACAUUUUUUGCUGAAAAUAUCUCUAUUGCUGUUCAGACUGUCUUCUGAAGAUCGAUGUCUAUUUCCUUGAGCUCUUUAAUUUUCUUGCCAAUUUGGAUAAACAUGGCACAAAUCCAGCAGGGAGGUCCAAAUGAAAAAGAAAAGACUACACCAUUGAAAGAUUUGCUGUCUAGGAUCGAUUUGAAUGAACUCAUGAAAAAGGACGAACCACCUUUUGAUUUUCCAGAUACACUGGAAGGCUUUGAAUAUGCUUUUAAUGAAAAGGGGCAGUUAAGACACAUAAAAACUGGAGAACCAUUUGUUUUUAACUACCGAGAAGACUUACACAGGUGGAACCAGAAAAGAUAUGAAGCUCUGGGUGAGAUCAUCACAAGAUAUGUUUAUGAGCUCCUGGAAAGUGACUGUAACUUGAAAAAAAUCUCUAUUCCAGUAGAUGCCACUGAAAGUGAACCAAAGAGUUUUAUCUUUAUGAGUGAGGAUGCUUUGACAAAUCCACAGAAACUGAUGGUUUUAAUUCAUGGUAGUGGUGUUGUCAGGGCAGGUCAGUGGGCUAGAAGGCUUAUUAUUAAUGAAGAUCUGGACAGUGGCACACAGAUACCUUUUAUUAAGAGAGCUGUGGAUGAAGGUUAUGGAGUCAUAGUCCUCAACCCAAAUGAAAACUAUAUAGAAGUGGAAAAGCAGAAAAUGCAUAAACAAUCAUCUUCUGAUGGCACAGAUGAGCCAGCAGGGAAGCGGGAAAGGAAAGAUAAGGUCUCCAAGGAAACAAAGAAGCGCCGCGAUUUCUACGAGAAGUACCGUAACCCCCAAAAGGAGAAAGAAAUGAUGCAGUUGUUUAUCAGGGAAAAUGGUUCUCCAGAAGAACAUGCAGUCUAUGUGUGGGACCAUUUCAUAGCCCAGGCUGCUGCUGAGAAUGUAUUCUUUGUUGCUCAUAGCUAUGGAGGACUUGCUUUUGUUGAACUGAUGAUCCAACGAGAAGCAGAUGUAAAAAGUAAGGUGACUGCUGUGGCAUUGACAGACUCUGUUCACAAUGUGUGGCAUCAAGAAGCUGGCAAAAGCAUCCGAGAAUGGAUGAGAGAGAACUGUUGCAACUGGGUCUCCAGCUCAGAACCCUUAGAUACAUCAGUGGAGUCCAUGCUGCCUGACUGUCCCAGAGUGUCUGCAGAGCCCCCCGAAGCCUCAGGCAAAGCUGAUUUUAGCUGUAAUCAGCUCUUAACCUUUGGAAAACCAGCAUAAACACUACCUAGCAGUGGUAAUUAUGGUGCUCUGCUAUUCACUCCAAACUGCAAAGGUAAGAAUGUACUACUGUAGUAACACAUGUUAUGGCCAAAUGUAACAACAUGACUUAAGGGGAUUGCCAGUGAAUGCAUUCUGCAUCAGAAAUAAAUUUGAAAUUAAUAACUUAAAAGUGCAUUUUCUAAAAUAUUAGUGUAGUUUUCAAGUUCUGUUCAUAAGUGAUAAAAAUCGUGUACUUCAUCUUUCCUAGCUUCAAAUUGACACGUCUCUAUAAAUUCUUGUUAUUUCAGAUAUGUAUAUAAAAUUAAAUCUUAGAAUUAUAAGAGUAUUUGUAGAUUUCUUUCAUUUUUAAAAUAACCAAAACUGGUUGUAAUAUCCAUGUAAGUAAAAUCUUGGCUCACUUUUAUUGGCAGUAAAAAUUCAUUAGAGAAGGAAUAGAAUUUUUUAUAUAGUUAAAUAGUGUACUGUAGUUAUAUAGGCAAGAGCCUAACUUUUUUUUAUUUAAAACAAGAACUCUUAGUACAAGAGUUGUGCCAUAUGGGAAAUUAAUAUGUAAGAUGAUUUCACUGCCUAUAGUUGGUAUGACUCUGGUUAAAGACAUAACUAAUGAGGUAAAGAACCAUAAACAGGGAGUAGGAUACCUUUCAAGGUUGGAUCUUCAAAGUCAUAUUUGGUGGGGAAAUAUAGAAAUAUUCUCCUGAGUAGAGGUUACAGAAGACCAAGAGAGAGAAGUUAUGGAGCUGUAAGCUAUAGCCUCUGUUGACAGGCUUCUGUACCAGCAAAUCUACCUCAAAUUUCAUGUUCUGUGAAAGACAUCAUCUUAAGCCCCAGCAGUGAACAUUAUAAACUGUUCACAGUAUGCAUUAACUCCAAAUUAAGAGGGAUAGUUUAAGUUAGAAUCUAAUGUGAUGCAUGAAGAUCUAAGAAAUCACCCAUAUACAUUAUAGUUAUGUUGUAUGAUAUACAUUAUACAUAUACAUUAUAGUCUGUGUUGUAUGAUAUACAUUAUACAUACACAUUAUAGUCUGUGUUGUAUGCUGUGGUUUGCUCUGCACUUGCACCUGCAGGCAGAGAGGCCCCUAGAGAUCGUGAGGCAUCAAAGAACAUUCAUGGGCAGCAAGGCUACUAUCUCUGACCAGGUUGGCAGUGCAAUGGAUACAGCUGCCCUCAUUUAUAAGUACCUUCAAUUUAUUAAUAUAAGUAUCAUUUAAAAGGAAUUUAAAAUGCUUUAUGUCCGUAGUGCUGUGAGACAAGUAAAGCAAGCUAUCUAACAGCUAGAUAUCUUGUGGCUCCUUAUAAACAUAUUUUAAUUGUUUUUCUAUCUUGAAAUCAGUGUGAUGGGUGUCUUUUUAGAUUAUUUGUGUUUUAUAAAAUUUCUCAUUCCUUUUUAAGGGAACUUUUAUUCAAAGUGCUAUUGAUUUUAUAACAAAAAGUGCAAUUGUGUAGCAGCAGCCUGACAUAGACAGGAAGGGGUUGCUGACGCUGGAGACCACUAAUACAGAAGUUCCAAUUGACCUUGGUCCUUUGAGCCACCCUCAGAGCUAAGGGAUCACUGUCCCUGCAGCCCUAGAAUGCUCUUGUUAUCACUGUGCACAUAUGAUUUUAAAGAAAGUAGUACAUGACUCACUGUUUUAGAAGUUUUACAGUAAGAAAAUGCUUCCCAGAAUUCAAUACUUCUCUAAACAACAGUUUCAUGCUGGCAAGGAUGUGGAGAAAGAGGAACACUCCUCCAUUGUUAGUGGGAUUGCAAGCUGUUACAACCACUCUAGAAAUCAGUCUGGUGUUUCCUCAGAAAAUUGAACAUAGUGCUACCUGAGGAUCCAGCUAUACAACUCCUGAGCAUAUACCCAAAAGAUGCUCCAACAUACAACAAAGACACGUUCUACUAUGUUCAUAGCAGCCUUAUUUAUAAUAGCCAGAAGCUGGAAAGAACACAAAUGUCCUUCGACAGAGGAAUGGAUACAGAAAAUGUGGUCCAUUUACACAAUGGAGUACUACUCAGCUGUCAAAAACAAUGACUUCAUGAAAUUCAUAGGCAAAUGGAUGGAACUAGAAAAUGUCAUCCUGAGUGAGGUAACCCAAUCACAAAAAAGCACACAUGGUAUGCAUCCACUGAUAAGUGGAUAUUAGCCCAAAAGCUUGAAUUACAGAAAAUACAAUCCACAGACCACAUGAAGCUCAAGAAGAUGGAUGACUAAUGUGUGGAUGCUUGAGUCCUUCUUAGAAGACACAAUAAAAAUAUUCAUAGGAGGAGAUAGAGAGACAAAGUUUAGAACAGAGAAUGAAGGAAUGGCCAUUCAGAGCCUGCCCCACCUGGGGAUCCAGUCCAUAUAUAUACAGCCACCAAAACUAGAUAAUAUUGAUGAAGCCAAGAAGUGCCUGCUGGCAGGAGCCUGAUAUAGCUGUUUCCUGAGAGGCUCUGCCAGAGCAUGACAACUACAGAGGCAAAUGCUAACAGCCAACCAUUGAACUGAGAACAAGGUCCCCACUGGAGGAGUUUGAAAAAGGUUCGAAGGAGCUGAAGGGGCUUUCAACCCCAUAAAAACAAUAAUACCAACCAACCAGAGCUCUCAGGGAGUAAACCACUACCCAAAGACUACACAUGGACACACCCAUGGCUCCAAUUCUAUAUGUAGCAGAGGAUGCCUUGUUGGGCACCAAAGGGAGGAGAAGCCCUUGGUCCUGCCAAGGCUGGAUCCCCCAAUGUAAGGGAAUGCCAGGACAGGAAGUAGGGGUGGGAAGGGGGAACACCCUCAUGAAAGAAGGUGAGGGGGAUGAGAUAGGGGGCUUAUGGAUGGAAAAUCAGGAAAAGGAAUACAUUUAAAAUGUAAAUAAAAAAUAUCCAAUUUAAAAAAAAAUGUAUGUGGACCCGCGGAUCCCGGCCCGCAGCAGCUCUCUGCUCCCAAACCCCGUGGGAGAGAGACCUCACCGCCUGAUCAGGUGGGCACUCCUGAGACUGCAGAGGGGAGGAGACCACCAACACUGCCCACCCCUGCCCACAUCACUGGCCCAAGAGGCAACUGUAUAAGGUCUCUGGGUUCCCGUAGGGGAGGGCCCGGGAGCAGCAGGACCCCUGCGCCUGAGACACCACCGGAACCUGAAGGAAACAGACCGGAUAAACAGUUCUCUGCACCCAAAUCCCGUGGGAGGGAGAGCUGAACCUUCAGAGAGGCAGACACACCUGGGAGACCAGAAGAGACUGCACUCUGUGCGCAUCCAGACGCCAGAGGAAAACACCAAACUUCAUCUGGAACCCUGGUGCACGGAGGCUCCCGGAAAGAGCGGCGCAGAUCUUCCCGGUUGCUGCCGCCACGGAGAGGACUUAGGCAGUGCCCCACGAGCAAACUUGAGCCUUGGAACCACAGGUAAGACCAACUUUUCCCCUGCAAGAAACCUGCCUGGUGAACUCAAGACACAGGCCCACAGGAACAGCUGAAGACCUGUAGAGAGGAAAAACUACACGCCCGAAAGCAGAACACUCUGUCCCCAUAACUGGCUGAAAGAAAACAGGAAAACAGGUCUACAGCACUCCUGACACACAGGCUUAUAGGACAGUCUAGCCACGGUCAGAAAUAGCAGAACAAAGUAACACUAGAGAUAAUCUGAUGGCGAGAGGCAAGCGCAGGAACCCAAGCAACAGAAACCAAGACUACAUGGCAUCAUCGGAGCCCAAUUCUCCCACCAAAGCAAACACUGAAUAUCCAAACACACCAGAAAAGCAAGAUCUAGUUUCAAAAUCAUAUUUGAUCAUGAUGCUGGAGGACUUCAAGAAAGACAUAAAGAACUCCCUUAGAGAACAAGUAGAAGCCUACAGAGAGGAAUCGCAAAAAUCCCUGAAAGAAUACCAGAAAAACACAAUCAAACAGUUGAAGGAAUUAAAAAUGGAAAUAGAAGCAAUCAAGAAAGAACACAUGGAAACAACCUUGGACAUAGAAAAUCAAAAGAAAAGACAAGGAGCUGUAGAUACAAGCUUCACCAACAGAAUACAAGAGAUGGAAGAGAGAAUCUCAGGAGCAGAAGAUUCCAUAGAAAUCAUUGACUCAACUGUCAAAGAUAAUGUAAAGCGGAAAAAGCUACUGGUCCAAAACAUACAGGAAAUCCAGGACUCAAUGAGAAGAUCAAACCUAAGGAUAAUAGGUAUAGAAGAGAGUGAAGACUCCCAGCUCAAAGGACCAGUAAAUAUCUUCAACAAAAUCAUAGAAGAAAACUUCCCUAACCUAAAAAAAGAGAUACCCAUAGGCAUACAAGAAGCCUACAGAACUCCAAAUAGAUUGGACCAGAAAAGAAACACCUCCCGUCACAUAAUUGUCAAAACACCAAACGCACAAAAUAAAGAAAGAAUAUUAAAAGCAGUAAGGGAAAAAGGUCAAGUAACAUAUAAAGGCAGACCUAUCAGAAUCACACCAGACUUUUCGCCAGAAACUAUGAAGGCCAGAAGAUCCUGGACUGAUGUCAUACAGACCCUAAGAGAACACAAAUGCCAGCCCAGGUUACUGUAUCCUGCAAAACUCUCAAUUAACAUAGAUGGAGAAACCAAGAUAUUCCAUGACAAAACCAAAUUUACACAAUAUCUUUCUACAAAUCCAGCACUACAAAGGAUAAUAAAGGGUAAAGCCCAACAUAAGGAGGCAAGCUAUACCCUAGAAGAAGCAAGAAACUAAUCAUCUUGGCAACAAAACAAAGAGAAGAAAAGCACACAAACAUAACCUCACAUCCAAAUAUGAAUAUAACGGGAAGCAAUAAUCACUAUUCCUUAAUAUCUCUCAACAUCAAUGGCCUCAACUCCCCAAUAAAAAGACAUAGAUUAACAAACUGGAUACGCAAUGAGGACCCUGCAUUCUGCUGCCUACAGGAAACACACCUCAGAGACAAAGACAGACACUACCUCAGAGUGAAAGGCUGGAAAACAACUUUCCAAGCAAAUGGUCAGAAGAAGCAAGCUGGAGUAGCCAUUCUAAUAUCAAAUAAAAUCAAUUUUCAAUUAAAAGUCAUCAAAAAAGAUAAGGAAGGACACUUCAUAUUCAUCAAAGGAAAAAUCCACCAAGAUGAACUCUCAAUCCUCAUCUUCGGUUGGUUUAUAUACAAGUGUGCAAUUUCUAGGCUUGAAAGUAAAAUGAUGCUAUCUGGUGCUGGAUAGAGGAGCCUUAUUUUUUAUUAUGGCAGCUUGCUAUUUUUGUAACAUGGUAAUUUGGUUGAACACAAUAAAGUACAGUAGUAACUGAUCUCCCCUUCUUCCUGGAUGAGUGAGGAGAUGAUUAAAUGUUGAUGUCAGCAUCCUUGGGCAUAUUCAGAUGAGCUUCUGCUUCUGUUGAAAAGGAUGCUGUGUUUGAUUGUGGUCCGAAGCUUUGAAGCACUACUUGGCAUCUCCUUCCUUGGAGGUCUCACUGUUUAAACAUAACAGAUUUGAUAGCUUGUUGGUAAGGUGAGGUCCAGCUUGUCUCCACUAGGUCAUCGUCAUGUGAAUCCGGUGGUUAUACGGUUUUGUUCUAGGGAUAUUUCAUUUUUUUAAUAACGGUUUUAGCUGACAUUCAUGGAGAGAAUGAAUCCUUAGAACUGUGCCACUAGUGAAAGGAAAUCCUGUCUAGAGUAUGUUUCUUUACAAAGCUGUGUCACACCAUCCUUUGGGCCCUCUGCUGGAAAAGUAGAAUCAAGUCUCAAAUAAUGCCUUUUAAAUUGUAUCCUCUAGUAUUAUAGAUGUAGGACAGUACUGUAUCAUACCUCUGUGGAUGUAAAAUAGCUUGUACCUGCUUUAUGAUACGUAGUAGUGACCGUGCUUUAUCAGAGCUGUUUUUAAUGAUGUUGCUCAGAAUGUUUUCUUUCCAGAUGAUGAUUGAGAAGCUAAUUUAAAAAAAAAUGGUGCCAGGUACCACAAGAGUAACAGAACUGUGCUGUUUUCUCGGGUUUUGUUUUUUUUACUUUUUUUUUUUUAAUGGAGUGUGCUGGAUGUCUCUACAGUUUUGUUCAGAUGACUGCAGAACCUGGAAAAGCUGUUGCUGCUGUUGAUGCAUAACACACUGCUAUUAUUGGUCUUUUUAUAUAAAUAUAAAUAUAUAUAUAUACAGAUAUAUAAUUUGAAUUUUUUGAAACUUUAGCUGUGCUGUCAACUUUGGAAAAAAGUAUCCCCGUUUAUUGUGUUGAGUUGGCACUGUACAGAAAUUAACAGCCAUAUUGGGUCUAGAAAUGUUGAACUUAAGUUUUUUCCAUUUGUACAGGGGUAACACACUGUAUUAAAUAUGUACGGUCUUAUCUCCGUGGGUUUGAUUACAAAAACUAAUAAAGUAUUCUCUAAAUUUAAAAAAAAAUGUAUGUGAGCUAAAAAGAAGAAGACAAGAAGAAGGAGGAGGAGGAGGAGGAAGAGGAGGAGGAGGAGAGGAGGAAGAGGAAGAGGAAGAGGAAGAAGAAGAAGAAGAAGAAGAAGAAGAAGAAGAAGAAGAAGAAGAAGAAGAAGAAGAAGAAGAAGAAGAAGAAGAAGAAGAAGAAGAAGAAGAAGAGGGAAUUUAAUUUUGUCAUAGGGUUCCAUCCAUUUGUUUCAUUUUCUUCUCUCUUCUCUCAAAGGUCAGGUUUCAGAAAAUGUACACAACUUUAUGCUACAUUUAGAGUAUGUGUGCUGAGAAACCUACCAGAUUGAGGGUUUCUUAAGUGCACUGUCCAAAAUCACCAGGCGUGCUUGAAAUUAGUCAUUCUUGUCAGAAUGCACGUUCCUAGUGCCUGACUCUUAUCUGAAGGUGCCAGAGCAUAUGUUUUAGCACCAAGAAGUGUAAGGUAACAGCGAGAGGGUAUUUGAUUGCUGUAACCUAUAUUUUUUUCUUGUAGCUACCUAAUUCAGGUCAAAAAUGGGUUAAAAUAUAUGCAGAAUGAAUAAAAGUGUUUAAAGAGAAAAUAUUCCAGAUAAUGUGGAUCAUUUUGUCUUAUUUAAUAUACAG
Molecule: messenger RNA, 8345 nt
Organism: Rattus norvegicus (Norway rat)
Lineage: Eukaryota; Metazoa; Chordata; Mammalia; Rodentia; Muridae
Source: RefSeq, a predicted model, not a curated record